AUGUCCGAAUACAAGAGAGGCAAAUUCAGCGACGUCUCUGUGGCAUCGACCGACCACAUCAAUUCAGAUCUCGGGAGUCACAAAAGCAGAGGUCAGGCUAGCCCGGCGACUAUAUCACAACCCGAUGAUAGUUCGCGAUCCCCAAUUGCCGAAAUAGUCGCUUCACGCAACAAUGAUCUACAUUGCUCGCCCGAUCAAGAAUACUCAGAUCGACCCGAUCAGAGCGCGUCUCAAAACCUGCAGUGCAACGAUACAAUCCACACAAAUAUGGGUAGUGAAGCUCUAUUGCCUGAUGGGCAGCUGCAGCCGUUCACUCGGGAUAUCGGACGCUCUUCUCGAAAUUCGCCUGAGCCAGCCCACACGGAUCAAGAAGGGCAUUACGUGGGGCCUGCCUCCGGAGUGUCGUUUCUGGCGCGUGCUUUGAAAAGGCUCCGGCACGCUGGUCCCUCUGCCUCAAAGGCACAUCAGCCUUGCAUGUUCAACUUCGCGGACUCCCCUGUCCCCCAUUAUGAUCCUUACUUUUUGAUUUUGCCCAGUCAAACAGCAGCCCAAUCGUUAGUUCGCCGCUACUUCGAUUUUGCCUCUCCAACCCAUAGAUAUCUACAUCAGCCGACAGUGGAAAAAUGGUGUGAUGAAUUUUAUCACAGUGUGAAAAAUCCUGGACCCCUUGCCCCUGGUGGACAUGAGAAACGAGCCAUCAUACUUGGGGUCCUAGCUGUAGCUAAUCAGUACAGCUCCAAUCAAGAUCUGGGCUCCCCUGACGUUGUCAAUAGAGUGAACAGUGCUUGGAGUUUGUUUGGAACUGUCGCAAAUCUUGUCCUAGCCAUCGGACUGCACCGCCGUCAUAAACGAGAUGCAAAUUUUGAAACAGAUUUCAUUGAACAAGAGUGUAGAAAACGAGUCUUCUGGAGUGCAUAUACCCUUGAUAGCUAUCUCGGCGUCGGCCUAGGUCGACCCCGAAGCUUUCAUGAGGAAGACAUUGACCAGGUAGGAGUUUAG
Penicillium cosmopolitanum is the source of this 999-nucleotide messenger RNA. RefSeq names its product fungal specific transcription factor domain-containing protein. Gene Ontology annotation, biological process: DNA-templated transcription; positive regulation of transcription by RNA polymerase II. The transcript has 2 exons. The record is from RefSeq and is a predicted model, not a curated record. NCBI's taxonomy places the organism in Eukaryota, Fungi, Ascomycota, Eurotiomycetes, Eurotiales, Aspergillaceae. Gene Ontology annotation, cellular component: nucleus. Gene Ontology annotation, molecular function: zinc ion binding; sequence-specific DNA binding. Bases 1 to 999 code for a protein of 332 amino acids.